Messenger RNA from Anopheles merus, 6730 nucleotides. RefSeq lists its product as uncharacterized. Gene Ontology annotation, cellular component: nucleus; cytoplasm. NCBI's taxonomy places the organism in Eukaryota, Metazoa, Arthropoda, Insecta, Diptera, Culicidae. Gene Ontology annotation, biological process: peptidyl-serine phosphorylation; intracellular signal transduction; protein autophosphorylation. The transcript has 5 exons. The record is from RefSeq and is a predicted model, not a curated record. Gene Ontology annotation, molecular function: calmodulin binding; ATP binding; calcium-dependent protein serine/threonine kinase activity. Bases 878 to 5332 code for a protein of 1484 amino acids.
GCGCUGCCUUGCUUUGUUUUGGUUUUGCUUUUGUAAGUGAUGGAUCGUGAUGGGUAGCUAGCUAGUCAGAGGAGAGCAAAAUCGGCCAGUGUGUCCGCUGUACAGUGUUUAUUUGAAACACCAUUUUCAUCAUCGUACUCCGUUUUCCGCGGCAGCGUGAAAGUCCCGUCUCGGAGUGAAAAGAAAAGUCCCCCCCAGGCCGCCGUUUGCGCAGCGUUUUUUCGCUUUUUUCGGGAUAGUACCGUGUUUGUGCGUGCGUGUGUGUCUGUGUGCGCGUGUGCUCCGUGUGUGGUGUAUGUGUUUGGAACCGGGUGUAAAGCCACCUUUUCCAAUUUACCUGCCUCACCACACUCGCCAAAUCCCCAAAUCGACACACCAGCCAGCCACCAGUGCGCCAUUGCCCGUUUUGGCCGAUUGCAAGCCUCGUCGUCACGCCGUCAGCAGGCAAGCAGCCAAUCCGUUCUGUCACCCAGUGUGCGUCGCCAUCUCGUCGAGCAGCAGCAGCAGCAGCAGCACGGACGCGUCCAUGUGUGCGUACGUGCGUUGAUAAAAUUGGCUAUUUACGCUUACCCGAAUCGACGACGGGGGGUCUCGAUCCUGUCGAAAGCGCAGCACAGUUUCCUAUCAUCGGGAAGCUGUCGUGUUCAACCCAUCCAUCGGUAGCAGCCGCAGCCUCGACCAUCGUCGGUUCGCAUCGACGGUUCCGAGGUGGCAUCAGUGGAGCGAUAUAGUGGAGCGUCCGUCGACUAACGGCCCCCGGCAGCAGGGAUCUGCACUGUUGCGUCGCAGAUUUGGCCCAAACCACCACCACCAGCAUCAGCACCAGCCGCUAGAGCGACGAUAUCCGGCACCACCGAGAUAGAGUAGCAGCAGCACCAUGGUAGAACGCAUUGUGGAGGAGUGUUGCGACGUGAAUUCCGAUCCAACCCGCAAAACCGAUGUCGCACGGUACAGCAGCGAGGAGGUGUCGGGCAACGAGUCCACCGAGGCACGCAUGCUAUCCGAAGCCGAACGGCAGGCCGACUUCAACCGGCACAAGGAGGAGAUGAAGCGCAAGCGGCGCCGAAAGAAACGCACCAGCUCAUCGAUGCAGUCGUCAUGUUUUCAAGAGCUGUACAAGCUGACUGGCGAGGUGCUGGGCGAGGGUGCGUACGCGUCGGUCCAGACGUGCAUCAACAUCUACACCGAGCUGGAGUACGCGGUGAAGAUCAUCGACAAAAUACCGGGGCACGCGCGCGGCCGCGUCUUCCGCGAGGUGGAAACGUUUCACCACUGCCAGGGGCACCCGAACAUCUUGCAGCUGUUAGAGUUUUUCGAGGAUGACGAAAAGUUCUAUCUAGUGUUCGAGAAGAUCAACGGCGGGCCGCUGCUGACCCGCAUCCAGGAGAACGUCUGCUUCUCCGAGUACGAUGCGGCGCAGAUCAUCAAGGAGAUCGCGUCCGGGCUGGACUUUCUGCACAAGAAGGGCAUCGCCCACCGGGACCUCAAGCCGGAGAACAUCCUGUGCGUCUAUCCGGACAAGCUGUGCCCGAUCAAGAUCUGCGACUUCGAUCUCGGCUCCGGGAUCAAGUUCACCACCAACAUCUCGUCGCCGAACGCCACGCCGCAGCUUUUAACACCGGUCGGUAGUGCCGAAUUUAUGGCACCGGAAGUUGUCGAUCUGUUCGUCGGUGAGUCGAACUACUACGACAAACGAUGCGACCUGUGGUCGCUGGGCGUGAUCGCGUACAUACUGCUGUGCGGCUAUCCGCCCUUCUCGGGCAACUGCGAGCAGGACUGCGGCUGGAACCGGGGCGAGAACUGUCGCACCUGCCAGGAGCUGCUGUUCGAGUCGAUCCAGGAGGGCCGGUACUGCUUCCCGGACAGCGAAUGGCAGGACGUGAGCGAGGAGGCGAAGGACCUGAUCCGGGGGCUGCUGGUGAAGGAGGCGCCGAAGCGCCUGAGCGCCACGGCCGUCCUGAACCAUCCGUGGAUUCGCAUCAGCGACGAUACGGAGUGUGCGGUCGGUGGUAUCAACUCGAAGGCGAACAAGGAGAAGCAGCGCCGCCGGGUGCUGAAGACGCCUGGUGUAAUUCGACGAAACCAAUCUGCGCUCGAGUUGUCCCACUUUGCCGAAUCGGCCAUGGCGGUCAAGCGCGUCAUCAUGCAGCACUUUUCCAUGCGCUACGACUAUAUGGCGAAGGAGCGUCCCAACAUCUAUCAACCGUCGUACAAUGGCAGUGUGGAGCCGGCGGCAAAGCCCACCGAGACCGUGCUACCGACGCUGGUGGUUGAGACAGGGAACGCACAGCCGCCGAACAGCAGCAGCAGCAGUGAUGUUGCGAAACCGUUUGUGCCGCGAACGGAUGAACCUAAUGGAGUCUGUGAUGAAGAUGAACUGUGUAAGGAACGGGACGAAGGGAUGGGAAUGCAACCAAUGACCACAAACCACGUUGAGACGGGAAAGGAAUGGGAAAAGGAUGAGGAGGAGCAGAAGGAGCUUAUCAGAGGUAGCUACCAAAACGUUUCCAUCGAUAGCCAGAACAUGGUGGCGGCGGCGGCCAUUGUAGAGGUGCCGACCAUCACGAUUGCCCCCGUUGCCACCGGUAACGCCGAUGCGGUGGUGGGAGCUGCAACUAUCGAAAUAGUUGUGAACAGUACGUCUUCCGGAAGCGAGGGUGGUUCCACCUUCUCCAGCAAUACUAUUGCCGCGGGCCGCAGCGGAUCCGAUGAACGGGGCAGUAUUGUUGGCAGCGGCGGCGAGGCGGAGCGGAAGGAUUUUCCGCAGCAGGAGAAUACGAGUGACAAAGAAUUGCAAAGUUCUGAUCCACCGAAAAACAAUGCUGCCGGCGGUGGCGCACGUGAUGAUGAUGAUUCUGUACUGACUGGUGGCAAAGCCGUGGCCGAGGCUCGUGCGGACGAAGCGCCGGAGAAGGAGCUGGAGAAGGCGAAGGAGGUGGUAGUGGUGGAAUUGUCUCCACAAUCGUCCACGCUCUCCUCCCCGGUGCGCAGUAUCGUCGGCUCGAAGGCAACCGGCGGCCCGAGGAAGGCCAGCAACGGUUGGGAUAUUCCGCCCGAGUCGAACUGGCGGUACCGGGGCGGGAGCGAGCAGCAGCACCAGCAAAGUCCUUCCUCGUACGAGUACAACAGUCGCAGCCAGCACGCGCACGGCUACAAGUACGGCAGCUCGGGCUUCGGGUCGAGCUACAAGGGCGGCCGCAGCGGUCACUACCACUCACACCCGCAGCACCACCAACACCAUCACCAUCAUCACAACAAUGUGCAUUACAGUAACUAUCACCAUCAUCACAGCAACAACCACCACUCGCAUCCACCGAUGUCGUCGAUGGGGUCCUACCGGCAGCAGAAUGGAUCCGGCCACCACCACAACCACGUCGGAUCGAACGGCGGCCACUACGGUAACAGCCACGGCAACCAUAACUACAGCAAUGGCAGCAGUAUUGCGCCUCGGUACGGACGCAUCGUGCGAGCAGGCGCCACCAAUAACGAACCAUUCGACGGUGGCUUCGAGGGCCGGUCGGGCAUGAUGGCGAAGCAGCAGCGCCAUUCGUCGCAACAGCAGCAGCACUAUCCGUACAGCCACCAUCCUAAUCACGGUUCAUCGUCGUCGUCGUCGGCUUCGCUGACGUCCUGGCGUGCCCAACCGUCGCCGGCGUACGGAAGCAACCAGCACCACCGGUACGGUGACGCGGCCGGAACCGGUGACGAGGCGGAAACCUAUCAUCGGCACCACAAUGGCAACAACAAUAGCAGCAGUAAUGGCGGCGGCGGUGGCGGCAUGCUGACUGCGUCGCAGUCACACUACGCCAACGGGAAGAUCACCACCAACCCGAAUAACUUUAAUCACCAUCAGUACAAUCGCGGAGGAACCAAUAAUAAUGUUAAUAAUAAUACUAGCAGCGUUAGUAGCAGCGGAGGAAGUAGUCAUCAUCCGGCAAGGAUGAACGGGGGCAACAGCAGUGGCCAUCCAAGUCAGUACCACCAUCAGCAGCAGCAGCAGCAGCAGCAGAACCAUCAGUACCAUCACUACGCAGGAGUGAACAAUAAUAAUGGCUCGAACCAUUACUAUCACAAUGGCACCGGACGGGGAGGCGAUGGUGGUGGUAUGGGACAUUACAACAGCAGCAACAAUAAUCAUCAUUACGGUGCUGGCAAUGGUCAUGGUGGCCAACAGCAGCAAAAAUCGAUGCCAUAUCGUGCGGUGGUGGUGCAGCAUCAUCACCAGCAGCAGCAGCAUCAGCAGUACCAAAAUCAACGCUAUGCUUCACCAUCGUCCUACGGUGGGAUGCGACGCCCUACGCAGAGUCUGAUGAUCGAUGCGGUCGACGGUGCCGGCAUGAAAGGAGCGGCGGCCGGUCCGAGACGCGCCAGCGCUGGUCAGCAGCAAUCAUCACUACCAAUGCAGCGGGCGUCUCCACCGCAACAGUCGCAGCAGCAGCAGCAGCAGAGUAGGAGUAAUGUUAACUGUGAUCCAACUACAAAUACUAUGAAUAGAUAUAAGCUUUAUCAUUCUAACUCGACCACGAUCCUGAGCGCCCUCAAGCGGGAAACGCGCAACUACGGCUACCAGUCGAUGAUGGUCGGUGGCUUUGAGGGCCUGAACCUGAACGGUGGCGAUCACUACCAACCGGCCGAUGAGGGCGAAGAGGCAAUGCUGGAGGAACCUCCGUUCCACCUGAUACCGCGGCGCAACGACGAGACGGAGCAGCAGCAACAGCAGCAGCAGAAGAAGCUCCAGCAGCAGCAACAGGAUGCAAUCGACAACAUCGACGAAGGCGUUUACAGCAGCAGCUCGAGCAGCAACACCAGCAGCCACAGCGGCAACAGCAUCAUCAGUGGCAACAUAGCCACCACUACGGUGGCCGGGUUCGGCGGGACCGGCGGCUCGGGCAUCCUUGCCGAGCUAGCGAUGGCCGACGGGCUGCCGGUCGGGCUUUCGCCACCGAACGAAAGCUUGCUAAUGCAGCGCCGCCUGUCGCUCAAGUCGCGCAGCCUCUGUCUGCCGGUCACGAUCGGUAAGGUAUCGCCGGCGCCGCCACCACCACCACCACUGGCCAUCAUGCCCGCCGUGGUGAAUAUGGUCCCUUCGUCGGGCGGCGAGUUUGAGGAGUGCACCACCAACGGCCACCAGCAGCGGGAGGAGGAACCGUCGCCAUUGUCCUCUCCGGAGCAGCGCAGCGACGAGGAGAUGGGUGGAGGAGGCUGUCCAAUCUUUGCGGCUGCGCGCCAUGAUGCAGAAGGAUACUAUCCGUACUAUCCGCGCAAUGGUAGGGUCGGUACGACCGGCGUUACGACGACGCCAACGCUAACCAUUACUACGCACAGUGGCUAGUAGAAGGGGGAGAGUGAUGUACGUGUGCUCCCCGGGGGACGAUUCGCCAUCACUGUCGUCCCAUUUUCUACUUCUUGCUUUUUUAACCAUCAGCCUGCAAACGACAGUGAACGGGGGAGCAGGGAAAGAUGAACGAAUGUGGAGGCAUGCUUCGUUUCCUGACUUUGUUUACUCUUUGCUUCUCCAACCGUCGCUGGCGCGUUACUGAACCGGUUUGAUUUGAUGCAUGCCUUGCAGAGUGCACCUUGCCCCAACCCGCAUGCUUUGUUUUUGUCAACUGGCAUUCUGUUUUGGAAUGCGGCGUACAAUUUGAUUGUGCAGAUAAAUUUUGGAAGAUCCCAUUGUGUGAACCAGCCGAUAGGAUCGGAUGUAUAUUGUUUAGAUUGUUUAACUACGUCUUUAGGUCAUCCCAACCAUCUUAAUUGGGCUUCAGACUGACACAAAAUCUUUGAUGCUAUACGGAUAGAGUAACUAUUUACCGUAAAGAGAGAGAGAGAUGGAGAGAGAGAGAGAGAGAGAGAGAAAGAGGGAGAAAAAACGUUAUUGUGCGUUCGUUUGAAGGAAGAGUGGAAGAAUAUGGGAGUGUGUGUAGUGUAGCGAGAGAAAAGCUUCUAUUGUGCUGAGAUUUCGAUAUGCAAUAAAGGGAAGCGAAACAAAGAGCACAGUCGGGAAUAAUAUUGUAAACAGGAUAGAUGUUAGAGGACAUCGUGAUAUCUUUACCUGUAUUUGUACACACGACGCACACAGGCCAAGCAUCGAUACUUUUGUAUUUAAUCUUUUUUUGUACUUUACACUUUUUUUUAAACAAAAUUCUUGUUUUCUCCUCGCGUAUCAAUUUGUAUUGGAAACUAUCACACAAAGUUGGUGAAAUAUUUGCAGAGAGUAAAAACAAAAAACAAAAUACUGCGAUUACGGGAAUUGUUUGAAUUUGAAAUUGAAUCUAUUUGGAAUACGAAAAAUACAUACGCGUAUCUGUGGACUAUUUUUUCCCCCUUAUAUUGUUUUGUUCUGGGUUUGCUCUCGCAAGCGUAUACUAAAAUAUACCUGGGAGUAUAGUAGAUGUUAGUAAACACCAUUCGAACGAACGACACGAUUAAACAAGGGAUGUUGCUCCAGUGGUGCAGUCGAAUGCAGGCAGUGGCCUAGGGGUUGUAGAAAUAAUGGUUAGCGUUGCAAGUGUCCGUCGUCCCCAAAUAGUGUUAGUAUUGGAUGAGGUCCUACCAGGUAGGUGGGUCUACCAGAUCGUGGUCGAAAAUUACUAAACAAAAAAAAACGAAAAGCGAAAAGAGCAAACUUUGUCAAACGCGCAUAUACACUCGAAAGGAAUCAUCCAAACUGUCGAAAACAAAAAGAGAAGUGAGAGAAAGUGAGAGAGAUAGAGAGAGAGAGAGAGAAAAA